Messenger RNA from Patiria miniata (bat star), 4098 nucleotides. Its product is annotated as gamma-aminobutyric acid type B receptor subunit 2-like. Bases 385 to 2802 code for a protein of 805 amino acids. Gene Ontology annotation, molecular function: G protein-coupled GABA receptor activity. Lineage: Eukaryota; Metazoa; Echinodermata; Asteroidea; Valvatida; Asterinidae. Gene Ontology annotation, biological process: gamma-aminobutyric acid signaling pathway; G protein-coupled receptor signaling pathway. The record is from RefSeq and is a predicted model, not a curated record. The transcript has 17 exons. Gene Ontology annotation, cellular component: G protein-coupled receptor heterodimeric complex; membrane.
CUCACUGUGAGAGUCUGAUAAUUUGGCCAUGGAAUCAGCUAGGUGAUGCGGGGGCAGCUUCGAGCCCAACUUGUCUCUUACAACACAUCACCACGGCCAAUACAUUGUCAGUUGUAUAAACACAAUAGAACAAGUCCACAUCAUCUCUUUAUCUCCAUUGGCUGUUUCCAUGGACACCAAAAUUACCUCGACCCAAUCCGAGCUUACCAACAUGAAAGUACAUUUUGACACGUGCAAUGUAAACAGUUAGUUUGAUAUCACUGAUGGGCAAAACAAAAUGACACAUUAGAGCAACGUGUCGAAUUGGAGGCAAUAUAAAGCUUGGUUAUUUUUGCAAGGAAGAUUAGUCAUGACAACCAUUUGGUAAAAUAAACUUGCAGAGCGAUGGUUGCCUGUCAGCUUAAGGCGGCGCGCGCUCUGUCCCUCGCUACGCUCUUAGUUGGCCUAUUAGCGCGCGCCGUCACUUCAAACAGCGGGGGAAAUGCCACGGAUGACCCCCGCACUAAGACGGCCGUCUACAUGGGCGCUUUCUUCGCUUUCCCUAACAGCCCGCUCCUGGGCGCACUGCAAGCCGUUGCACAGACAGCUCUAGACCACGUGAACAGCUUGGAAGGAAUCCUUGACGACUAUCAGUUGAGAAUGAGGUGGAAUUGGACUGGGGCAGCCGACCCUGAGGAGGCUCUGAGGCUCCUGUAUACAUUGGUGAAUGAAGGACCUCCCGUGGUCAUCGCGAGCGGACCUCAUCACUUAAGUGAGGCGACAAUAGUCAACCAGGUGGCGGCGAGGUACAACAUUGUCCAGAUGGGCCUGGCGACACAUGAGUCCCUGUUAGACAGAUCCUUGUAUCCCUACACUGUCCAGGCGUUUCCCUCGAAUGAUGCUAAACUGUUAGCGGGAGCAGCCUUCUUCAAGCGGAUGGGAUGGAGACGCGUCGCCUUCAUCUUCGAGGAGAGUAUCGUCUUCCAGAAUCAUAUGAGGGACUUUCGAGAGAUCUUAGAAGCUAGAGAUAUCCAGAUAGUCGCAUCAGAGAGAGUCAAAGAUAUCGCCAACUUGCAUCUUCACCUACAAAGUCUCAAGCGCCAAGAUGCACGCAUCAUAUACCUUGGAUUCUACAAGGCGACUACACUGCGGUUAUUUUGUCAGGCUUAUCUUGCCGAAAUGACCGGUGCUAAGUACGUGUGGAUUGCGCCGUACUGGGCGGGCACCGUGUGGUGGUCUAACGUCUCGCCGUCUAGUAUCGCUCCCUGCUCGGCGGAACAGUUCGUCGACGCGGUGGAUACGACCUUCCAUUUCACGGGGACCGUUCAGGGCGAUUUAUCUGUCCUGAAUUACAACGGAGUGAAACCUUUGCCAGAGCACUACGACUACUUCAACAGCCUGCCGGUCAGCUUCAUAGCCUUUACGUACGAUAAUGCCAUAGCCACAGCGCUAGCCCUGAAUUCAUCUAUAGCCGACCUGCAACGUCUUCAACCUCCUCGAAAACUUGAAGAUUUCACGUACUCCGACGAAGAAAUGGCAAGGGUUAUUUUGAAUCACGCGCAAAACAUCGACUUCAUCGGACUACAGGGACGAGUUCUGCUUGAGGAUGGUCAACAGACCUGGGCAAAGGUUGAUGUAGCACAGGCGCAAGGCACGGAGAUGAAUGCAGUUAUGAUUUAUCACACAAAAGAAGAAUUACUGCAGAAUUCAGGAGUUUCUGACAUCAAAUGGAAAGGCGAUCACAUUCCAGUGGAUGGCGUUACAACCAGACCUGUCAUCCUUGAAGUAUCCUCUCUUUUCCGCGUUAUUCUCUACUCCCUGGCCUCUGUCGGUGCAGUCAUAGCGCUGGCGUUCCUCAUCAUCAACAUCGGAUUUAAGAACAAGAGGGCCAUCAAGAUGUCGAGUCCUCCCCUGGGUAACCUGACUGUGGUUGGUUGUCUGCUUCUCUAUGCCUCCGUCUUCUCUACAGGUUGGGACAAGAAAGACCUGUCUGAUACGGCUAUCAUCGUCAAGUGUCACCUUGAGAGGAUUUUGAUCUCCCUCGGGUUGUCCUUUGCGUUCGGUUCUGUCUUCAUGAAGACGUAUCGGAUACAUGCCAUCUUCACUAUAGCAGUCAAGAAAUUCAAACGGAUUGACCUGCCAGAUUGGAAGCUCAUCGGCGGUGUACUCUUUGCUGUCAUGGUGGAUUGUGUCAUAUUUUUGCUGUGGAUUGUUCUGGACACGUCGACUGUUGAAACCUACACCCUUGAGCCACGGCUGAACAUGACAGAGCCAGAGAAGGAGAUUUAUGAUGUCCCAAUCAUAAGGUAUUGCGGCAGUGAGCAUGCUCAGUACUUCACCAUCGCCCUCUACGGCGUGAAGGGAGUUCUCUUGACAUUUGGCCUUUUUUUGGCCUGGGAGACAAGAAACAUCGCCGUCUCUCAACUCAAUGACAGUAAAUACAUUGCAGCGUCAGUGUACAUCGUCGCCUUGACCAUAGCCCUAGUUGUCCCAACAAUGACUAUCCUCGGCGAUGACGUCAAUAUGACGUUUCUGGUUCCCGGAGUUGCCAUAGUGAUCGUCAACACUGCAGUGCUGUGCUUGAAUUUCAUCCCCAAGGUGUUUGUCCUCCUGACCGUAGAAGAUAAGAACAUCAAUUUGAGCAUGAUGACGUCGAUGGGAUAUGGCGGCUCCUCUGCGACCAAUUCAAGCAGAUUAUCGCACAAGAAAGAUGGCGGCAGUAGGUUGGAAGGAUUACGCUCAAAAUAUGAACAGCGAAAGGCAAAGUUGGAGUGUUUGUGCAAAGAACUACAGCUCGUGUGCAACAGGACCAAAACAAACUGAAGACGAGACUGUGGAAUCCAAGGAGAUGCAUUGAGGGCUAGUUUAUACGGCUGGCUCAAAAAAGAAGAGAGUAUUGAAUUUGUAAACUAAACGUGUUCACUUACCGCACAUUUCAUGGUAUAACUUUCGUGUAAAAAAUGUGUGUCGCACUCAAAAACCACAAUUCCUUCACGUAUUUUAUGGUUACAAGCCACUUUUCCCUUGUCCCCCUACACGAUUACACAAUUGGAUAUAAAUGUAUAAUAGAUCCCAAUUUCAAUUGUACGUGUUCAUGUGCAUUUCCAGCUAAUUCAAAGUUAUUUUUUGUUGACAACAUGCUUGUGUUUUGAAUUGUUUGUAAUGUAAUUCGACCGAAGGCGACAUUCUACUACUAAUAAGCAUAAGGAUUAGGCCUACGGCUACCUAAAAAGUCUUGCGAAAAAUGAACCCGUCAGAUGUCACAGUAAAACUGCCGAGUGGUGGCGCUUUUGAUAAAUGAAAGCAAGGAUAGCAAAGGGAAGUUGCUAAAUAGUUAGCGUACUUUCCAUGCAUCAUUGCAAUAAAAUACAGGUGAGCAAUCGGCAGGUUUUUCUAUACAAGUUUUGUUUUUAAUCCACAAUAAGGAAAAUAGUUUUUGUUAUCGUACUAUAUUAAAAGCAAAGGUGUGUUCAAAACCAAAUUUCUUUUCCAAGAAAAUACAUACUAUAUUAUAUACAAUGUAAGAAUUGUUUUUGUCACAAACCUUCGAGUUCUUUUUCUUGAAGACGAGAAAUUAUACGAUUUUAUUAAACGAAAUUUACGCUUUAAAUGGCUCAGUUUGCACAGUGCUCAACAAUUUAUGUACAAUGAGGUACAACUACACUUAAAUCACUUAUACUUGUAAUUAUGCACUCUAGAGGGGGUGCGAUGACGUCAUUGUGACGUCAAUCACUUGACGCACCCUAUUUCGUGGAAAUUAGACCAGUCAUAAAUACUAAUUUAUUAAAAUUUGCGAUAAUGUUUAAAAGUUUAUCUGUUAGUGAAUUGUCUGAAGUAUUCCUUAAUAAUUUAUGAUGCCACCAUAUUACAUGUACUGGCUUUUCAAGAUACUAGGUUGUACGUCCAGAUUCGUCCAAUUCAAGAACUUAUAGAUAUUGUUACUGAAGAAAAACAAAUCGAACAAACAAACACCACAACAAACAAACAAACAUCCCAACAAAUAUUCAUAAGUACCUGCCAUAAUUGCAAAUUGUAUGUAAUUAUACCAAAUCUAGCUGAACUGGAUAAUGUUGGCUGAAAAUCAUCUGGGUAAUAAAAUGUUUUCGAUAUUGUACAUGC